Messenger RNA from Drosophila erecta, 942 nucleotides. RefSeq names its product pseudouridine-5'-phosphatase. The coding region runs from base 155 to 877 and encodes 240 amino acids. Gene Ontology annotation, molecular function: phosphatase activity. The transcript has 2 exons. The record is from RefSeq and is a predicted model, not a curated record. NCBI's taxonomy places the organism in Eukaryota, Metazoa, Arthropoda, Insecta, Diptera, Drosophilidae.
AGUCUCUCAAAAUUCUCAAAAGAAAAUCAAUAACAGAGUAACAAAUUUGUGUAGUUAGUUUUUGGAUUCAUUAGGCAACAUUCUGGCCAAGGCGCACCCUGCAAAUUAAGGAGCAUGCUGUGAUUUGAAGAGCUUGCGAUAGACCAUCGUAGAAAUGCCCUCCAAGAAGUGUUACUGCCCCGUCACUCAUGUCAUCUUUGACUGCGAUGGAACCUUGAUAGAUAGCGAAGGCAUCUACCUCAAAACGGUUCAGGAGGUGCUGGCUCCAUAUGGCCUCACGUACACCAAAGCCGACCAGACGCUGCAUAUGGGAAUGCCGAUCUGUGCAUUUUCCCAGCAUAUCGUCAAGGAUCUAAAUCUGCCGCUGUCAGCUGCCGAAUUUCGCCAGCGAUUCGAAGCGGCUACUGAGAAGAACAUGAAAAAUGUGAGUUUGCUGCCAGGGGUCAGGGAUCUGAUUCUGCACUUGCACGAAUACCGCAUACCCUUCUGCAUUGCGACGAGUUCGUUUAAAAACCUGUUCAAAGUGAAGGCCGAGUCCUUCAAGGAUUUAUUUCUGGCCUUCCACCACGUUGUCUGUGGCGACGACCCGGAACUGGGACCGGGAAGAGGAAAGCCCCAGCCGGAUAUAUAUCUCCUGGCCGCCUCGCGAUUCAAUCCGCCCGCAGAUCCCAAAAAGUGCCUCAUAUUCGAGGAUGCUCCGGUGGGCCUAAGGGGCGGCAUAGCAGCUGGAAUUCAAGUGGUCUUUAUUCCAACUGAUCAAGUUACCAAGCAGCAGAAAAAGGGCGCCAGCAUGGUGCUCAAGUCGAUGGCGGACUUUAGGCCCGAGCUCUUUGGCCUCCCAGCGCUUGACACCUGCUCCAAGUUCGAGUUCGGCUAGCGCCUAGCAGCCAAAAUUGAUCCGUCAAAAUUCCAUUAUAGUUUCUAUCAAUGAAAUAAAAAAUA